UGUUUCAUGUAUGAUAUUAAUAAUUCCAUGUCCAAAUAUACAGUCAAUUUUAUUUCUAGAAAAACCUUUGGUGAUUAAAACAGAUAUUUUGGUGCGUUCAAUGGGUCCCGUUAGUGAAAGAAGCAUGGACUACUCCAUGGAUUGCUAUUUUCGGCAACUCUGGGUGGACGAAAGGCUUGCUUUGAAUGUGUCACUUCCAAAUAUUUCGCUCAACAUUAAAUUCCUAGAACGUCUGUGGUACCCUGAUACUGUCUUCCUGAAUGGCGGAAAAUCUUUUGUUCACAUGGUUCCAAUGCCAAAUAAGUUCUUCCGCAUUAACAAAGACGGUUCUGUUUUAUACUCACAAAGACUGACCAUUAAAGCAACAUGCAAAAUGCGACUUGAGAAGUAUCCAUUAGAUUCGCAACGGUGCCAACUUUACGUGGGAAGCUUUGCCUAUUCCAUAGAAGAAGUAGUAUACGAAUGGCGAUUUGGUCGACAGAAGUCGGUUGAAAUAGCAGCUGAUAUGACUUUGUCUCAGUUUGACUUGCUCCAAGCACCGUGCUUUAACUCAACUUCAAUACUCAGAGGAGCUCCGCAUUCCGUUUUGUCCAUACACUUCUAUCUACGGCGACAUAUGGGGUUCUUUUUAAUUAAUGUGUAUGUACCAUGCUGCCUUCUUGUUGUGCUAUCAUGGGUUUCUUUCUGGAUAAACAGAGAGGCAACAUCAGACAGAAUCGCGCUUGGUACAAUGACAGUUCUGACGAUGACGUUUAUAGGUUUGGACAACCGGAACGAUCUGCCCAGGGUAUCAUACUCAACGGCUCUUGACAUCUACGUUGCCAUUUGUUUUGUAUUUGUCCUGGCUACAAUCAUCCAAUUUGCUGCGGUCCAUUAUUACACAAAGUUCGGAUGUGGUGAGGGACCACAGCUUGCAAGAUAUAUAGCUAAAGAAGUGGAACUUGAGGAAAUUUUGGAAGAACAGUCUGGCGAGGAAGCACACAGCAGUACAGAAACAACCAGAGAGAAUGGUCAUAAAAGACAUGUUUAUAUUAAAAACGGUACACCAAACCAAUCAGCUUUAUUUAAGUGUUGGAACUGUUUCUUUGGAACGAAAAACGUACCUCAUUCCAGCAUGUUAGGCAAUGUGCUAGGUCUGAACAGUGUUAGUAAAAUAGAUAAAAUGUCAAGAAUUAUAUUUCCUGUGGUUUUCCUUGCAUUUAACAUAUUAUAUUGGUGUAUAUAUCUAUCAGAUACGUCACAAUUGUUAUAG
Molecule: messenger RNA, 1252 nt
Organism: Mercenaria mercenaria
Lineage: Eukaryota; Metazoa; Mollusca; Bivalvia; Venerida; Veneridae
Product: gamma-aminobutyric acid receptor alpha-like
Exons: 7
Coding region: 11-1252 (413 amino acids)
Biological process (GO): signal transduction; monoatomic ion transmembrane transport; nervous system process
Cellular component (GO): membrane; synapse; neuron projection
Molecular function (GO): extracellular ligand-gated monoatomic ion channel activity; GABA-A receptor activity; neurotransmitter receptor activity
Source: RefSeq, a predicted model, not a curated record